Molecule: messenger RNA, 955 nt
Organism: Zychaea mexicana
Lineage: Eukaryota; Fungi; Mucoromycota; Mucoromycetes; Mucorales; Lichtheimiaceae
Exons: 1
Coding region: 245-907 (220 amino acids)
Source: RefSeq, a predicted model, not a curated record
AGAAAAAAGAGAGAGAGGGCAACAGCAUUUCCCAACUAUUACCUUUUCAACUUUUAUUUUUAUUUGCUUUGCUAGGCGCUCUUCUAUUCCAAUUGCUCUUUUUUGAGAAGAAUAGCAGCAACGAACUACUACAACCACUGCUGCUGCCGCUUUUACACCCUAUUCCCCACAAUAGUAGCAACGACAACAAAAGUACAAUUUAGACAGACCAAACUAUAAAGGGCCACUCACAAUUUUUCUUGUCAUGAAUUCGCCUUUACAACAAACAUCUCAGCCUCCUUUCACCGGCUACGGUUUUGAAAGCGGCAGAUUCUUCUCUCAGCAAUCGACCCCUCCAGACGAACCGUUUGACGAUGAGAACCAGCUUCCAACACCGGCUGAAUUCGACGCUAUCGUAAACAACUAUCUCAAUAACCUCAGUCCCAAAAAACGUGACAAAGCACUGGUCGAUCAACAGCGCUACCAGCUUAUCCAACAGGUCCUCAAGGAUCCACGAAACACCGCCAUUUCAACUGCCCAAUUUCGCUUUUGGGUAAAAAAGAUGUUCCAGCUCCAGCCUGGCACCAUUGAUCUGGUCUGUCAUGAUAGCAAGCCUGUUGCGAUGAAGGAACAGAUCUAUUCAAUAUUAGUCAGGGCACACAGAGAAGCACAUCACGGCGGUCGGGACAAAACAUCUGCCCUGGUAAAGUUGUUGGGACCUAGCUCGUUAGUUUUUGAAAUAUAUACAAAUACCAGAAUUUCUUUUACAGCGACAGCGAUAAAACAGGUCAUAAACGAGAUUGUUAACUUGGUUUCGAUCUAUUUCUACCACUGCUUACUACUAGGUGAGGCGAAAGUUCUCUUGGAUACCCAAAGAACUCGUUGCCAGAUUUGUGCGACAUUGUCCUUUUUGCAUAACUCGUCGUAAUGGCGGUCAAAGUCCCGGUGUAUUCACGCAUAAAUCCGCAACAAGCAG